AUGGUCGCCCCAACUGGCCACGAGCAGCAGUACUACGAUCAGCUAUUUGCAGCUGUCAACAAGGAUAACACAGGUGUCCUCCCUGGAUCCGAGGCUCUCCCUUUGCUUACUGCAUCUGGACUCCCGCAACAGACACUCGGUGAAGUCUGGGCCAUUGCAGACCCGGACAACAAUGGCUUCAUCACCAAGGACGGGUGGUACAGAGCGGCCAGGGUCAUCGGUUGGCUGCAGAAGGGCAACCAAACCCAGGUCGAUGCUUCUCUGGUGAACAAGGCAGGUCCGUAUCCCACAUUUAGUGGCUACCCGGCACCACCCCAACAACCCCCCCUCGCCCAGACUCCGCUUUCAGCCAACACGACCGGCACCGGUGCCCUUCCCCCUUUGACGGCGGCCGACCGUACCAAGUUCACUCGCAUUUUCGUCGGCUGUGGGCCGUCCAAUGGCCUAGUCAGCGGUGACAAAGCCCGGGAUGUGUUCUUGAAGAGCAAGCUAAACUAUGACAAGUUGGGAUUGAUCUGGAAUCUUGCGGACACUCAGCAACGCGGCGCUCUCGACCUCCCAGACUUUAUCAUCGGCAUGUACCUCAUCCAGAGCUCCAUGGCGAAUCCGAGUCUUGCUCUCCCCAUGACUCUUCCCCCGGGAACGUAUGAGGCGGCAUCGGGUGGCCGACCACCUCCUGUCACCACGGGCGUUCAAGCCACACACACAGGCCCGACCAGCCCCAUUCAGCGUCAGCUCACCGGUACGCUGCAGCCUCAAAUCACGGGCCAAAGCUAUACCCCCCCUAUCGCCACCCCACCUAGGUCAUCAACGAUCACACCUUCACGCCAGUCAACGAGCGCUAUGGCGUUUGCCUUGCCCACUCAGAACACGGGAGGUGUUCCUUGGGAUGUCACCCCCGAGGCCAAGGCAACCUCCGAUCGCUUCUUCGCUCAGCUUGACACUCAGAACAAGGGUGUUAUCGAGGGUGACGUCGCAGUGCCAUUCAUGCUCCAGAGUCAGCUGGAUGAGGGCUCUCUGGCGAGCAUCUGGGAUCUGGCAGACAUUCGCCAGGAGGGCAAGCUUGACCGCAGCGAGUUUGCCGUGGCCAUGCACCUCAUCAACAGCAAACUGUCUGGCAAGGAGCUGCCCACGACUGUCCCUCACAGCUUGAUUCCCCCCCACCUUCGGUCGCAGGCCGUCGGUGCUCCAUCGGCACCUCCAACUGCUUCAAAGGACUUGUUCGAUCUCUUCGACGAUGCUCCUGAGCAAGCCAGUGCCCCUCAGCCGUUCUUGCCCCAGCCUCCGUCGAGGCGCACUACCGUUCAGGAAUCUGCGCCAGUCUUCCAGCGUCAGCAGUCCGUGUUUGCCACUACUCCUCAACCUGCUGCUGAUCUCCUUGGUGACGAGACGAGUGCCGCCCCCACCUCGGUUCUGGACAGAUCGGCUGAAAUUGGCAACAAGAAGAACCAGCUGGAGAACACAACCCGGUCUGUUCACGAGCUGGAAACAUCGAGGGCCGAGCUGGAGCAAAAUGCCGCUGCCUCCGCCUCGCAACUUGCGGCCCUCGAGGCUGAGCUGGCAACUGCUCGUUCUAGGCACGAGGCCGAAUCCAAGACUGUUUCCGAUCUCCGUGUUCGCGUCGGAGAGCAGGCUGUUUCCCUCAAGCAACUCCAAGCGGAUGUUAUUUCGGCUGAAAGUGACCUCACCGCGAUGAGGCUUGAGAAGGACGAGUUGGAGCAGGCGCUCCUCAGCGACAAGGAGGAAGUGCGAGGUCUUCAGAGGCGCAUGAAGGAGCUUGAGGACGAGAAAACUGGCCUGAAGCUUCUUCUCGAGAAGUUUAAAAAGGACGCGAGGCAGCAGAAAGGCAUGGUCACCAUUGCCAAAAAGCAGCUGUCCACUGCCGAAGGAUCUCGCGAUGCGGUCCAGCAGGAGGUACGCGACACCGAGAAGGCUAUCGAGGGUGACGAUGCGUUUGGUGUUACUCAGACGUCCGCCAUUGACAGUGCAUCGUUCCCCGCGCCUGCCGGUGUCCCGCUUCCCCGCACUCCUCAAACCCUGAGCCCCGAAGCAACAGGCGCGUCGCAGAGAUCCAACAACCCCUUUGACCGCUUUAACAAGUCGCCUAUCCAACGUCAAGUCUCCAGUACGCCAGACCACUCCCACUCCGCAGCUGCUGUUGCCCUCGGGGGGGCUGGCGUCGCCGCCGGUGUUGCGGCUGGUGUCUUUGCCCUUGGGUCUGAAGACCAUGAAUCGGCAACCUCCGAAAUGCAGCCAACUGCUGCCGUUUCAGCAGGCAACGAUCUCGCGCACGACAGUGGUGCCGCCAUUGCUGGCGAUGGCAACGCGGCCAUCGACGUUGACCCCUUUGGCAUUCCAGUCACCGACUCUUCUAACAAUGUGCCGUCCACGAUGCAGGAAGACGAUCCCUUCGGCCAAGCCACACCCGAGGUUGCACAGCGCAGCGUGGGUGGUUCUGGCUUUGAUGACUCUGGUUUUGGUGAUUCAUUCCACACUGCUGUCGAGCAGCCUUCGGCUGGUGAAGCAACAGAUUUCGACACUGCAUUUGCCGACUUUGACGACAACUCUGAAGGUCCUACUACUCAGAACAAUGAUAUCCACGCGACCAGUGUUGUCUCGUCUCUGCAGGAUAUGCCCGAACUCCCAAUCCCAUCUGGAAUUUCCCCCGCGCUCGUUACCGACCUCCGUCCUGACACUGAGCGUACCGCAUCGACGCAGGACAUUGCCCCGUCCAGCAGCCCUGCCACUCCGUCUGUUGAACCCACUGGCGAGGCCGUUGCCGUUGCUCCGGCGUCGAAGGUUGACGAGGACGACAACGAGUCGUCGGAUGAGGACGAGGGCCCCGAAGACGUUGAUGGCCCCAGGCCCGACUAUGGCAGCCGUCAGGUCACCCCUCCUGAGCAGGGUCUGCCCUCAGCCAUUGCUCCUGUUGUCACUUCUACCUCCCCCGAGGUCACCACAUUGCCCACCGAUGACCACAAGGUCCGUCGCAGUGCGCCCCCGCCCCCUGUAGCCCGUGGAUCGGCUGGAUCUGGACUGGCGUCACCGACCAAGAUUCCUACCCCUGCAUCCCCGGGCCUCUCGGUUCCGUCGACGACAUCCCCCGCUCUCGACCCGUUUGGAGCAUCUGGUCCUUUAUCGACCGACCCGUUCGGUGCCCCGGCUCCUACCCCGCCGCUUCCGGCUCCCGUGUCGUCUACUGACGAUCACAACGCGCCUGUUGUUCCGGUUCUGCCGUCUACCGGUGCGACUGCUACCUCGGCUCCUUCAUCGACUACGGACCCGUUCGGCGCACCUGCUCCUUCGGCUCCUUUGGCGUCCAUCGACCCUUUCGGAGCCCCGGCUCCUUCCGCUGUGCCCACCAUCGACGCGUUCGGUGUUUCGAUUGCGCCCACUCAGCCAUCGACUGGUGCAGCUUUCGACCCAUUCGGUGCUGCCGUAGGUGGGACGAGCCCGCCAUCUCAACCUCCUUCUGCCCCCUCUGCUAGUGAGGCUCAUGAUCCGUUUGGCGUCCCGUUCACGGCUGCUGUCCCUACCGUGCACGCCCUCCCUAAGAUGUCGCAGUUUGACGACGAGGAUGAGUUUGACUUCUCUGACCUUCCGCCUACAAAGACCACUGCGGCGCCGAAGGCAGCCAACCCGAACAGUGCCUUUGACGACGAGUUUGCUAGCUUUGAUGACGAGUUUGAAAACCCGACCCACUCGAGCUCCGAUAACUCCAACUCCCUCAUUCAAACCUACGAGGUUGUGUCUCCGAAGGUCGGCAAGGAGUCUGUCCAGGAACAGGGCCGUGGAGCAGAUGAGUGGGGAGUCGGCUCCACCACGGCUCCUGCGGCGGGCCAAUCCAACACUCUGUCCUUUGAUGACGCCUUUGGUGGCGACUUUGAGCCGACCUCGAACGCCGUGGCCAACGCUCCACCCCUUCCAGAGCGCCCGGACCUUCCCCAGGCUGACGACCUCGAGGAUGUGAAGAAGCUUUGCUCCAUGGGCUUCCCGCGUGGCUUAGUGGUGGAUGCCCUGGACGCAAACGGGUAUGACUUCCAGAAGGCCCUCAAUGUUCUCCUCGACAAGUGA
Messenger RNA from Apiotrichum porosum, 4074 nucleotides. RefSeq lists its product as uncharacterized. The record is from RefSeq and is a predicted model, not a curated record. The transcript has 7 exons. Gene Ontology annotation, molecular function: calcium ion binding; protein binding. The coding region runs from base 1 to 4074 and encodes 1357 amino acids. Gene Ontology annotation, cellular component: cytoplasm; plasma membrane. Gene Ontology annotation, biological process: endosomal transport; endocytosis. Lineage: Eukaryota; Fungi; Basidiomycota; Tremellomycetes; Trichosporonales; Trichosporonaceae.